AUGGCUGACAAGGACUUCAAAGUUAUCAUCGUCGGUGGUGGCAUCGCUGGCCUCGGCCUUGCCAACAUGCUGGAAAUGGCCGGAAUUGAUUGGGUCCUGCUCGAGUCACACAGCGAGAUUGCACCUCAGGUAGGAGCCAGCAUCGGUCUGUUUCCAAAUGGGCUGCGAAUUCUUGAUCAGAUGGGUGUCUAUGAGGCCAUUCGAGCUACAUGGGGUCACCAUCCGAUGAGCAACACCAACCGCGAUGCCAAGGGUCGAGUUAUAUGCUUCAGUCCGGCAAUGGGCGAUCAUCUCGAGAAGCGUCACGGAUACCCUUUUAUUUUCAUCGAUCGACGAAGCCUUCUCCAAAUCCUGUUCGAUAAUUUGAAACACAAGGAGAGGGUUCACCUCGGAAAGAAGGUGGCAGACGUGGACAUGGGGGAGUAUGAGGUGAAGGUUACUACCACCGACGGAGAGACAUUUGAAGGUGACAUUCUGGUGGGCGCGGAUGGUGUUCACAGCAGAGUAAGAGAGGAGAUGUGGCGUAUCGGUGAACAGAUCCAACCAGGGGUCUUCCUCAAGGACCGGGAAUCUCUCAUUUCCUGCAGGUACAAAUGCGUCUUUGGAAUUUCCGAGAUGUCCGAGGGCCUCGAUUCCAACGAAUUUGUCUGUGGGGAUGGGCAUUCAUAUCUCAUAUCCCCAGGGCCAGGUAAACGGACAUACUGGUUUCUGUUCGUGAACACGGGCAACGGCUUGACGAAUAGAGACCGGAUACCCCGGUAUACGAAAGAAGAAGAGACCUCACUCGUUGAGAAACACCUGCGUGAUCCGAUUGCCGGGAGACAUACUUUUGGCGAUCUCUAUGAGAGCCGGCUUUACUCAACUCUCACUCCUCUCGUGGAACAUGUUUUCAAGCGUUGGCACUUCGGCCGGAUCAUGCUGCUGGGAGACUCGGCCCACAAGCAUAACCCUAUCGCAGGGCAGGGGGGCAUGUCAGCACUUGAGUCUUCGGCUGCGUUUGUCAAUGAGCUUCAAAGCUUGCUUAAACGAAAAAAUGCAAGGACCAUCUCGAACGACGACUAUGAUGCCAUACUUACACGGGCACAAAGACGCUUUGAGACCCGCGUAAAGGGGUUGGUCAAAGCUGCUAACGACCAACAGAGGCUGCUGGCGAAUGAUCAUCCCAUGUCAGGCUUGGUCCCUGGGUUUCUCGGGACUGUAGGUGGGCUUGAAUAUGACCUGAGACAUCUCAAAAAGAGAGUGGUAGGGGCAAUCAGCCUUCGUGAUUUCCCCACUCCCAAACGACCACGGCUUGUUCCCUUCACUGAUGAGCUACCUGCGCGACCUAUUCGUAAGAUGUGGACGGUGAAAUGGCUGUCUAUCAUGAUAACGGGUUUCAUUUUCAUUUGCUCCAGAGAAUUGUACAAUCUCUCGGCUCUGCGGGGUAGUUUUGACGGUGUUGCAGGCCGGGGGUCACAACAGACAUAUGCGAGCAUUCUCAUGGACUACAUUCGGUCAACACUGAUACCCAUAUACCCUCACCUGGCUUUGGAACAUGAUCUCAAUGAGGUCCUGGCGUUUAUUGAAACAAUAUUAAUUUUGAUAUCUCUGGUUACUAUCUGGACGAUCGAAGGUUAUCGACUUGGUCAUCAGAGAAGUAUUAUUCGCUGGCCAAUUAUGUUCUGGGCUGCCUAUAAGAUGAAAGGUCUUGGCUGGGCAACCUCUCUAUACUUUAUUCUUCAUAUGGCGUUUGGUAACAAUACGAUCAUUGGACGACCAGUACCGUCCUCCGCUGUCAAAGGGGCUACUCUGGCUUUCUUCAUUGUUUCCUUUGUUGCCAUUGGGCUCAUGGUGGCACCGAACUUCAAAGAGAAAUCAAUUCAGAUUUCAUUUGACUUUUUGCAAUCCGUUCCUGUGUACAUCGGGGUAUUAACAGCACUGUUCACGGCUCUCUCCCAAUUUACCAGCAUCAAAGGGCUGAAACAUUCUCAGUCGACUUCAAAAAGGGUCGCCUCUGACAAGAGUACCGUCGUUGGUAUACGAAACGAUGGCAUUGUGUAUCUCAACAGGCUAUACAUACUAUUAUGCGUCUCCUUGGGCACCAUCCACCUUGGGACGGCGAUUUUCGUUGCUGCACAGCUGAGGGGGCAUUUCUCUCGCAUCCUGCAGUCGUCAAACUUUCCUUUUCUCGGGCUGAUGCUUGGUACUUCCGAAAGCGUAUACAGCCAGUUGACAUGGGAUCUCAUCUUUGCUUCGGCAUCCCUUUUCAUUUUUAUGCUUCAUACUGUCUGGAAUCUCCGCGGCAUGGGGUAUAUUUCAACAUUGCAUGCAUUCAAAGUGACCAUCAUGGUCUUAGUCGGUCCAAUCAUUGUGGGACCCGGUGCUGCGUAUGCUGCUCUAUGGCACUGGCGGGAAAAUCUACUCUCAGGAUUGUCAGGGCAAUACUACUGA
This is a messenger RNA of Clonostachys solani, 2430 nucleotides long. NCBI's taxonomy places the organism in Eukaryota, Fungi, Ascomycota, Sordariomycetes, Hypocreales, Bionectriaceae. The record is from the annotation of a GenBank genome assembly.